AUGGAGCCCCACCUGCUCGGGCUGCUCCUCGGCCUCCUGCUCUGUGGCACCAGGGUCCUCGCCGGCUACCCAAUUUGGUGGUCCCUGGCCCUGGGCCAGCAGUACACGUCCCUGGGCUCACAGCCCCUGCUCUGUGGCUCCAUCCCAGGCCUGGUCCCCAAGCAACUGCGCUUCUGCCGCAAUUACAUCGAAAUCAUGCCCAGUGUGGCUGAGGGUGUGAAGCUGGGCAUCCAGGAGUGCCAGCACCAGUUCCGAGGCCGCCGCUGGAACUGCACCACCAUUGACGACAGCCUGGCCAUCUUCGGGCCCGUCCUCGACAAAGCCACCCGCGAAUCAGCCUUUGUGCAUGCCAUCGCCUCAGCUGGGGUGGCCUUUGCUGUCACACGCUCCUGUGCCGAGGGCACCUCCACCAUCUGUGGCUGUGAUUCGCAUCAUAAGGGGCCGCCUGGAGAGGGCUGGAAGUGGGGCGGCUGCAGUGAGGACGCCGACUUCGGGGUGCUCGUGUCUCGGGAGUUUGCCGACGCACGCGAGAACAGGCCGGAUGCCCGCUCGGCUAUGAACAAGCACAACAACGAGGCUGGCCGCACGACCAUCCUGGACCACAUGCACCUCAAGUGCAAGUGCCAUGGACUGUCAGGCAGCUGCGAGGUCAAGACCUGCUGGUGGGCCCAGCCCGACUUCCGCGCCAUCGGUGACUUCCUCAAGGACAAGUACGACAGCGCCUCAGAGAUGGUGGUGGAGAAGCACCGGGAGUCCCGCGGCUGGGUGGAGACCCUCCGUGCCAAGUACGCACUCUUCAAGCCACCCACGGAGCGGGACCUGGUCUACUACGAGAACUCCCCCAACUUUUGCGAGCCCAACCCCGAGACGGGCUCCUUUGGCACCAGGGACCGGACUUGCAAUGUCACCUCCCACGGCAUCGAUGGCUGUGACCUGCUCUGCUGCGGCCGCGGCCACAACACAAGGACGGAGAAGCGCAAGGAGAAAUGCCACUGCAUCUUCCACUGGUGCUGCUAUGUGAGCUGCCAGGAGUGCAUCCGCAUCUACGACGUGCACACCUGCAAGUAGGGAGCCAGGGCACUGGGAACGGGUGAAGUGUGUGGCUGGGCAGAUUCACUGAAGUCCUAUGGGAAGCAGGACCCAGAGCUGGGCUCAGCCCUCAGCAUCAGACAGCAAGGAAUCCGGACUGUUGCCAGAUGCACGUGUGGUAAAUUACCUGGACCCAACCCGCCUGCUGCCUGGGAGGCCUCCCUCCCUCUCUCUCAUCUUAAGUUUCUCACCCCACUCUGGAUGGUGUGUGGUUUUUAAAGAAGGGGCUUUCUGUUUAGUUCUCUAGGGUCUGAUAGGAACAGACCCGAGGCUUAUCUUUGCACAUGUUAAAGAAAAUAAAAGUGAAAAAACAAAACAAAACAAAACAACCUCUACUCCAACAGAACAGGCUGGGCUAAUGUGAGCGCUCUGCCUGGUGGUGAAGAUAUCAGCGUGGGCAAGUUUCUGUUUCCCAACUGCCUCUUCUGGUGACAUUCCAAGAUGCCUGUGUGGUGGGAGUCAGGAAGUAGGACAAAGCCCUGCAGUCUCCUUUUCUCUGUCUACUCCCAUUCAAAUCUGAUAGACUUUCACAUUCUGAUAAAAGCCAUAGGGUUCGCUGGGAUAAAGUGGUAGGGAGGCCCAAGGCAAUCGUUAGAGUCGGGUUUUGAGUUUUGAAGAACCAGGA
Messenger RNA from Camelus dromedarius (Arabian camel), 1714 nucleotides. It is a transcript of the gene WNT3, whose product is annotated as Wnt family member 3. Gene Ontology annotation, cellular component: extracellular region. Gene Ontology annotation, biological process: canonical Wnt signaling pathway; cell fate commitment; multicellular organism development. Bases 1 to 1068 code for a protein of 355 amino acids. Gene Ontology annotation, molecular function: frizzled binding; cytokine activity. Lineage: Eukaryota; Metazoa; Chordata; Mammalia; Artiodactyla; Camelidae. The record is from RefSeq and is a predicted model, not a curated record. The transcript has 5 exons.